AGCGCGUAGUUCAGGAGGUCGACCCCGCUAGUGCCAGACUGGAGAACUCGCGCCGGCAAGCACGCUUAUUAUUAUCAGUUCUGAUGUUGUUCUUUUGAUAAAAAAGAUGCAGGUCGAAGGUCAAUCUAAUGACAGUUAGCAGAAAAUAAGAAAAGUUUUUUUUAACCGUUCAUUUGUUAUGUAAAUCAGAACAGUAUAAAAACGUCACGACCAGAGAGUUUGUGGCAUCAAUCGACACUAAUUGUAAGCUAUACAAUAUAAAUCAUCCAGUAAAUACAAUUUUCUAAGCUGAUUAUAAAAAAUUUAAGAAAUACAUUGCAUAUAAUUCAUUAUAAUAUAAAAUCAACAUUUGAUAAUAGUAUAAGAUUUCUUAAUUUAAAAAAAGAAGUUUAAAUGAAAUAAUUUAUAUUGAUUAUGAUUUCGGCCUCAUUUAUUAAUUGGAAAAAAUUGUUAAAUAGGAUUUUGUAAAAAAGUUUAACGAAUGAAUUUUUUUUCUUUUUAAAUGAGCAAUAACAAAAAUGCAUCAAGCUUCUAAAUUCAAAAUUUGUGCCGAUGAAAACCAGAGUUUAGGUUCACUUAAGCGGACGUUCGAUCCAUUAAACACACAACUUGCAAUGGGUAUGCAACUUGUACAACACGCUUGAGCUCCUUGCUGCAUACGCAAAAUUAAAUGAUUAUGUUAUUACAUUUUUUUGUUAUUGAUUUUCAUCAAUUGGAAACUUAGUUUGUCAAAAAUAUUUAUUAAUUAAAUUCAAACGCACCUAAAGGAAGAUUAGAAAAUCCAUAACUAUAAUUCUUCUUACAAAAAACGCAGUAUAUGACAACAUUGUAGCGGUCAAGUAAUAAACAUAUAUUCUCAGAGACAUGUUUUCAUUGAUAACCGGAAGUUCUUUGCAAAAUAAAAGCAGACACGAAAAUAAAAAUAUUCAAAUAAUAAAACAAUUAAAAUUAAUAAAUAAAAAUCGAUUUUAUAACUAAAUUUAAAGUUUAAUGAGAAAAUUUUAAUAAAUUUAUUAAAAAAGUAGGAUAAAUUUAAAUUUUAAAUAAAAUUAUUAUUUCUGUUUUGAACUUCAGCUAAAGAAAGCAAAAAAUAACACCCUCAAAAUCGAUAUCACCUUCUCAGUAAAGAUCUCCAAAAAUUUAAUCAUCUCACCAAAUAGUCUUAUCAGGGAGAAAAAGAUCAAAAUAAAUAAGGGUGGCCUAGACCCGAGGGUGGCACUUGGCGAUAAGGCGAAGGCGCAUCUAGUGGCAGAUAGACAAUCAACAUCUUUUUUUUCUUGCUCGGCCGUUUACUCAAUUUAGUGCGACCGCUUAAUUAAUGGAGGGGAUCCGAGGCGGCAGUGGCGGCGGCGGGCGCAUCGCAAUGAGCGAGCCAGAGUGCAGAACGCGAGAGCAGUGAUGGGCAGAGGAGCGUAGAUAAAAAACCGAGCAGAUCUAUGCGCGAUGAAAAGCUGCUGGCCCGGUGAGAUGUGGCCCAGCGCCGUGCUCGACGUGCUCUUCUCGUGUCUGGUGGUGGGACCGGCCGUCGUCGGCUACUGGCGGGGCACGUGGGCCCUUGCCGAGCACUACAUUGUGCCCCAGGACCCGACGCUGAGCGCAUGGAUCUCGUUAUGCAUCGGGUGCGUGUCGCACCUGGUGUUCAACUUCGUGCAGGGGCCCUUGCAGCGCCACGUGGCCAAGUGGAAUUGCGUCGCGUGGCUGCUGGUGUCGCGCCUCUACACGGCCUUCUUCAGCUUCGCGUGCGUCAACUGCUGGCGCGGCGUGUGGCAGACGCUGGAGCACUACACGGGCAGCGACCUCAGCGCCCUGAUGGUCACCACCACGGCCGCCAUCAUCGCGCUCGCCGUCAUGCGGACGCUGCGUAACAUCGCCGCGCCGCCCUUCGCCAUCGUUAUCGACGCAAGACCUGGAUACUUCCAGUUCCCGACCAUGUUCAGGGUGUCGCCUGGAUCUAAGGACCCAGCCCUACACACGUUAGAUUGCGUCUUUUCUGUUUUCGUCAUUGGGUCACUAGUGGUUAUUGUGUGGAGAGGCACGUGGGGCAUCCUCGACAUCAUUUUGAUGCCCGAAGAUCCCAACACUUCCGCCUGGCUCUCACUGGCGAUCGGGUACGGCGUGACCGUUGUGGGCUUUGCCUUGCAAGUUCCGGCAAGGAUAGCGUGCGACAAACUUUCAGGAGGACCACGUCUCAUCGUGGCCGAUCUUUACCAAUUUCUCUGUUUUUGCGGUACAGUCAACUUGUGGAGAGGGAUUUGGAACCUGCUCGACAUCUACCUUUUGCCAGAGACGCCGCUCGUGAGCUUUUGGGUGACCCACUGGGUGUGUCUAAUUGUGCUCAUGAUUUUGAAUUGCGGCAACUCUUUGCUGGUGCGGGGCGUUUACAUUGAUGGCGAAGAGGAGGGUGGCCAGUGCGUUGUCUUCCAGGUCAACUACCUCAGAUACCAUUACAAAGAAAAGAGGAAACGACAGGCGGCUGCACAAGUUCAAGGCCACUCGGGUCACUCGGGAACAGAGAAGCGCAAGGAUAUGGAUGUGCGGGGGCCACCAGGCGCUGGUCCGGGGCUCGAGAAUCACCACGUACAUGUGCCCUUGAUGACUCACACGCUCCGGGACACGAUACUGUGAGAGUUUCAAACCAAGAGACAGUGAGACUGCCCAAGAGAACGCGCGGUGAUUUCUUUCGGAAGCACCGGCGGCAUCCGAAGUAGAAAAAAGAACGUUUCGCGCUCGGGUGCAAAUCUAUUGACGUAUACGCGCACGCAAUAAUCUCUCACUCAGGAGCAUUUUGGGUGCAUUAUCAAACGAAGUUGCAUUUUUUUCAUAGUGGAAUAGUUAUUUCGGUUGGCCCUAGUCUCGCAGCAAAAUCAUCAUCGAGUUCAGAGAAUGCGAGUGAUUUUGUGGUUACUUUUAUCAUUGCUGAAGAUUUAUCACGUGUGUGUUCACGAGCUGGCCUUCGUAAUUUAAGAGAAAAAUCAUCCAUUUCCAUUUCUUGUGGCGCAAAAGUCGGAAAUGGAAAACGAAUCGUUGCAAGUUUAAAAGAAAAUACGCGCCUGCAACUUUUACACAUUUUAACUUAAUUAUUUUAUGUUUACACGUGCCAUUUAAAUAAAAUUGUUAAAUU
Molecule: messenger RNA, 3121 nt
Organism: Neocloeon triangulifer
Lineage: Eukaryota; Metazoa; Arthropoda; Insecta; Ephemeroptera; Baetidae
Gene: fusl
Exons: 6
Coding region: 1444-2625 (393 amino acids)
Biological process (GO): neuron-neuron synaptic transmission; clustering of voltage-gated calcium channels; neuromuscular synaptic transmission
Cellular component (GO): presynaptic membrane
Source: RefSeq, a predicted model, not a curated record